AUGGGAAGUGCACGAAACUCGCUCAACUUCAACGAACAACCGCCCAGCGUCAUGAUGCAUCACUUCUUCUCGUCCCCCUUUUACAACUUUGAGCUCACGCGCAUCUUGGGAACCACCGCCGCGGGGGGUUGCGACGUGGCCGAGUUCCUCGAGGCCGUGGGCGAGAUCAAGAAGCACGAUCCCGAGAGCUGGUACCGGGCCUGGUGGCGGCAGGCGAGCCGCGCCAGCCAGGCCGCCGCCGAUGCCGGCCUUCGCGGGCUCGCGCCGCUGGCCAGGGCCGCGUACCUACGGGCCGCAAACUACUACCGGGCUGCGCCGUACAUGCUGCCGACGACUGAUCGGCGCGUCGUCAAGUGCGCCGAGCUGAGCGCCGAGCACUUUGAGAAAGCCACCCAGUUCAUGGAGGGCAGAGUCCUGAACAUGGCGUUCCACCUGGGUAACAUUGUGAUCCCCGGCCGGCUGUUUUUGCCGCCCGAGUCGAAGAGGCUCCGGGACAACCAGAAGACGCCGCUGCUCAUCAACUGCGGCGGGGCGGAUCCCACCAUGGAAGAGCUGUAUUUCGUCUUUGGCACCUUGGGUCCCGAGCUCGGCUACGGCGUCCUCACCUUCGACGGGCCGGGCCAGGGCCUCACGCUGAAGCGGGACGCCGAGUUCAUGAGGCCCGACUACGAAAAGGUCCUGUCGUGUGUCCUCGACGGGGUAUGGGCGCUGGCCAAGGAACGGCCCGACGCCAAUCUCGACCUGGAUCGCGUGUGCGUGGCGGGCAUCUCCAUGGGCGGGUACAUCUCCCUCCGCACCGCCGCCGCCGAGCCCGCCCGCGUCGCGGCUUGCGUCUCGGCCGAUCCGGUCUACGACAUGUGGGAGUUGACCAUGACCAGACUCCCCGGGUGGUACGUCCGCAUGUGGCUGAGCGGCUGGGUCUCGGACGGCUUCUUCGACUGGUCCUGCAACGCGCAUAUGCGACUCGACUUCCCAACACGCUGGGAGUUCGGCACGACCAUGCACGUGAUGGGCCAGAGGCGGCCUGCGGACGUGUUGCGCGAGUUCAGGAGAUACUCGCUGCGCUGGCGACCCGAAGACGACAUGUCGAAAGGGAAGGGCGGAGACGAGGAGAGAGGCGGCGCCACCAUCUUGUCGCAAGUCAGAUGUCCUGUUCUGGUCACGGGCGCGUCGCAGGCCAUCUAUCAGCUGCCCGAUGCAAGCACCCAGAGAAUCAUGGAAGAGCUCGUCAACGUCCCGGAUGAGAAGAAGGAGGUCUGGAUCCCGCAAACCGUGGGAGCCGGUGCUUUAACGGGCAAGGUUGGAGCGUGGAACUCUCUGGCCACGGAAACGUUUUCGUUCCUUGACAGACAGCUAGGUAUUAGUAGGCCGUCGCGAUGA
Messenger RNA from Colletotrichum destructivum, 1380 nucleotides. RefSeq names its product Putative alpha/beta hydrolase-1. The coding region runs from base 1 to 1380 and encodes 459 amino acids. Lineage: Eukaryota; Fungi; Ascomycota; Sordariomycetes; Glomerellales; Glomerellaceae. The transcript has a single exon. The record is from RefSeq and is a predicted model, not a curated record.